AUGCGGGUGUUGUUUUGGAAUAUCAAUGGAGUUGCACGUGAUGUAGCUCAAGAUAAACUAAAGGAGUUGAUUAGAGAGUUUAAACCAGAUAUUUUUGGUAUUGCUGAACCAAAAGUUCCCUGUUCUGCUGGGUUCAGAUAUGGUUUGCUAAGAGAAGGUUAUUCUUCUCAUGUUAUUAAUAAUGCUUCUUCUUCUAGUAUUGCUAAUAUUUGGGUUUGUUAUUCAAAUACUCUAAAUCUUUCAAUUGUUAAUGUCAGUAAGCAGGCAAUAACAGUUGAGGUGGAUGGUGUACAUGUUUCUUUUGUCCAUGCUAGCUAUAUUCAGGUUACUAGGAGGAGUCUUUGGCAGCAACUUGUUAGUUCUGGUGAUGGUAUUCCUUGGUUAUUCAUUGGGGAUUUUAACUGUAUUCUUCGUUUGGAUGAGAAGAAGGGUGGUCUUGAACCUAGAACCUCAGCUAUUAAUGAGUUUUCAGAUUGGUUGGAUGACAACAAUCUCUUUGAAGCUGAUGCUUUGGGAAGUAAGUUCACUUGGACGAAUAGACAAUCAGGUAUGACUAGAAUUGUUAAUAAACUUGAUCGUGCUAUUAUUAAUGCGGCUUGGCUUGAAAAAUUUGAGAAUUGGCGGUGUAAAGCUCUUCCUAGGGAAGUUUAUGACCAUUCUACUCUUUUAGGUUUUCCUUUUGGUGUUCCAAGACCCAAAAGAGCUCCUUUUCGAGUUCAAAAGAUGUGGUUCUUACAUUGUGAUUACCUUCGUAUGGUUAGAGAUAGUUGGAGUAUGCCUAUUUCUGGGUCUUUUGAUUUUAUUUUCACUCAAAAAUUAAAGAGACUAAAAGGAGUUAUCAAGGAACGGAAUCUUAGUGUUUUUGGUAAUGUGCAUUCUAAGUUAAAGCAGGAUCAGUUGAGGUUUGAGGCAGUUACUCUUCUUUCUGAUGAAAACCCGGAUGACAUUACAAAGUUAAAUAUUAUGAAGGAUGCUAUGGCUAAACUUAAUGAUACUCGUGCUCAGUUGAAUACUAUGCUUAAGCAGAAAUCUAGAAAUAAGUGGCUUGUGGAGGGUUCAAGUAACACUAAUUUCUUUCAUAAUAGCAUUAGAAUUCGUAGAAGUUCUAACACUAUCUCUGAACUUGUUGACAGUGCAGGCAAUACUAUUUCUGAUUAUGAGCUGCUUAGAAAUCAUGUUGUGCACUAUUAUGAGGAUAAGUUUAAUGGGCCGGAGUUGGAGAUUGAUCCUAUUUUAUUUGACUAUAGUCAUAUUAGCAUCUCGGAGGAGGAAAGUUUAGCCAUGGACAGAAUUCCAUCUUCUGAGGAGAUUAAACAAGCAUUGUUUGAUCUAGGGGCAGACAGUGCUCCAGGGCCGGAUGGGUUUUCUGUAUGUUUCUAUAGACACUGCUGGGAUAUUAUUCAAGAUGACUUAUUAAGAGACGUUAUUUAUUGCUGGAAUUCUGGUCAUAUCCCAAAUGGGGUAAAUUCUAGCCUAAUUGUCUUGAUUCCCAAGGUAAGAGUUGCUAAUUCUCUUCGUAAUUUUCGUCCUAUUGGUCUCAGUAAUUUUUUCUUCAAAAUCUUUACUAAGAUCUUAGCUACUAGACUGGGGAGGUUUUUCGUAGGUAUGGUUUCUCGGAGCAUUGGUGCACUUGGAUUUCUCAUAUCUUCAAUUCUGCUAGAAUCUCUAUUCUCUUGA
Papaver somniferum (opium poppy) is the source of this 1677-nucleotide messenger RNA. RefSeq lists its product as uncharacterized. Lineage: Eukaryota; Viridiplantae; Streptophyta; Magnoliopsida; Ranunculales; Papaveraceae. The record is from RefSeq and is a predicted model, not a curated record. The transcript has a single exon. Gene Ontology annotation, molecular function: catalytic activity. Bases 1 to 1677 code for a protein of 558 amino acids.